AUGACGGAUGCAGCUAAAGUUAGUUUAUCAGAACUUCUUGAAGUUAGAGGUGCAGGCCUUGAAGUUGAAGAAUUAUUAGAUAUUACACUAGUUGCAUCAGAAUAUUUAGUAAAAAAACGACCUUUACCUAAUUGCAAAGCACAAUUAUUUGGGGUUGAUGAAGUUAAUAUACUUAAAGAUGGAAAUAUUGAAAUUUCAUUUAUACCUGCUAAUCAAGCAGAUGAUGAUAUUAUUCCACCUGAAAUAAAAGAUCCAAAUAAUCCAGGAAAAGUUGUUGGUUCAAAUACUGAUGCAGCAUUUGUUUGGUGUUUAGGUACUUUACUUAUGAAUUCAGGUGCUGCUGAUUGUAAAGAUCCUAAUUUAUUUUCAUUAUUAAAUCUUUUAACUGUUUAUGAUGUUGGUACAAGACCUUCAUUAAAAAAAUUAUCACAAAUGGUUAGAAAUAAAAUGGAAAGAGGAAGGAAUUCUAAAGAAAAUAUACAAGAAUUAUAUGCAGAAAUUAUGGGAGAUUAUGAUGAAUUAAAUGAAAUGAGUAGCAUUGAUGAUAUAAGUGAACGAGAUUUAUUUAGUGAUGAUGAUGAAAUUAAUGAUAAAGAAGAUGAUAAUGAAUCAGGUUCACAUUUAUUUGAUUAUACAGAAGAUAUCAAAAAUAAUAAAAAUAAUGAUAAUACUAAAUUAUUAAAGAAAGUAAAUAAAAGUACUAAUGAAAAUAUUGAAACAUCAAUUAGUCCAUUUAAUGAUAACUUUUUUGAAAGCCGCAAUUCACCUAAACCAAAUAUAAAAAAUAUUAAAGUUAAUGGUUUUGAUGAUACUAAAAUUGAUCCAUUUGAUUAUGUUGAUAAUGAUAAACAAAAUGAACACAAUAUGCAUACAUUAUCUGGUAGAGAUCCAUUUCCUGAUGUUGAAAAAGAGUUAUCAAAAUCAUUUACUAUUAAUAAUAAUGAUAAAAUGUCACCAAUAACACCUAAUACAUAUGGAUUUAGUAGAUGUCUUAGUGAUGAUGAUGAUAUUGUUCAAGCUAAUGUACCAUAUGAAACACCAUCACCAGUAAGUAGUCCUUUAUCAACAACUGAUGAUUUAGGAUAUGAAUCACCAAAAUCAAAUACUGAAUCACAAAAUAAAAGUGAUAAAAUUGAUUUAAAUACCAAUCCUACAAAUUCUUUUAAUACAUCAAUUGGUAAAAGUGAUAUAUCAAGUGACUCAAAUAUUUUUAAUAAUCAAAAAAAUAUUAAAGAAGAAAUAAAAAAUGAUAAUGAUAAAGAAUUUAAUUAUAAUAUUGUACCACCAAUUGUACCUCAACGUACAUUACCACCAUCAAAAAUUAAUAAUCCGUUUAUUGAUAAUAAUAAUAUUGAUGAAAAAGAAAAUGACAAUAUGACAAAAUAUAAAGAUAGUAAUAAUUUAUUUAAAUCAACUUUUGAAAUUCCACCUGUCUCUGCAAGGACAAGAUCAAUUGAUUAUUAUAAAAGUCAACAUGUCAAUGCUGAGGUUGUUGUUAAAAAACAACCUGAUUCAAUAAAUAAUAAUCCUUUUGAAAAAGAAAAAAUAGUAUCUGGGACAAUGACAUCAAAAAGUUUAUCUAAAUAUAAUAUUAGUGAGGAUAAUACAAAAACAAAUGAAGAAGAGUCAAUUGAUGAUAUGUUUUUAAAAGCUCGUCAACAACAAAAUUCAUCUUCAAUCAUUGAAGAUGAUAAUAUUUGUAAUGAAGAUAGUGAUGUUGUAGGUACCUUAAAACGUCGCAAUUCAAUGGCUCUAGCUAGUAUUCGUAAACAUAAUCAAAAAUUUAAUACAAUGGGAUAUGGUAGUAUGAGAAAAAAAUUAAAUAAAACAGCAGCUGUACCAGAAUUUAUUGAAAAAAAUUCAUUACCACAUAUUCAUUUAAAUGCUCAAUUAAUAAAGAAAAAAAGAUUAUUAACAUUAUAUAGAAUUGAAAAUACAGAUGUAAGAGUUAAACUUUUAAAUGGUCAAUAUAUUGAUGUUAAAUGUAAAUCCGAUGUUAAAUGUGAUGAAAUAUUUAAUAUUGUUGUAUCACAUUGUAAUAUACAUGAAUAUAAUUUUUUUGGAUUAGCUAUACAAAAAGAUAAUGAAUUUUAUUUUUUGGAUCCAAAAAAAAAAAUUGAAAAAUAUGCACCAUCAGGAUGGAAAAAUGAAAAAAAAGCUAUGACAAGACAACCAUAUAUAUUACAUAUGAGAUUUAUGAGAUAUCCACCAUUAUUAAAUUAUGUUAAAACUGAUGUUACAAUGCAUGAAUUAUAUUUACAAUUAAGAAAUGAUAUUCUUAAUGAAAGAUUGAGAGGAAAUGAAACUAUUAUUUUUCAAUUAGCUUCAUUAGCAUUACAAGCAGAAUUUUCUGAUAAACCAGAUUCAUCAAUAUCAUCACCAACAGAUUAUUUUCUUCUUGAUCACUAUUUACCAAAACAAUAUUUUGCAUAUGAUGACAAUAAAAGAAUUGCUUUAAUAUUAUCAGAAAUGCAUGAAAAAUUAAAAGGAAUGAAAUGUCAUGAAGCAGAAAUAAGAUAUAUUAAAAUAUGUCAAACAUUACCAGAAUAUGGUUCACAUUUUUAUAGAAUAUUUAAAUCAAAACCAACAGCUGAUAUGAUUGCUAAUAUACCAACAAGAAGUGUUGAUGCUGGUUCAAUACAUUUAAUAGCUAUUAUGUUAAAAGGUAUAUGUAUAUAUGAAUUUACAAAUAAUCAAAGAAAUAUGAUUCAAGAAUUUUUAUGGAAAGAUACAAAUACAUUACAAUUUGAUCGUAAAAGAUUUGUUAUUGUUAAAAGUAAUACAUUUGGUGCACAACAUUUUGUUUUUUAUACAGAUCAUUAUACAAAAAGUUCAUAUUUUGUUAGAUUUGCAGCUGUUCAACAUAAAUUUAUGAUACGUGUUAGACAAUGGCAAUCAACAUUAACAAAAAAGGUAGAAGAACAACCUGGUGAAAAUAGUGUUGAUGUAUUUAUUCCAAAAAAAGAUGAUAUUGUUGAAAGAAAUUUAUCUAAUAAUUUUAUAAUUAAUCAACAUGAUACAAUAAGUAAUAAAAGUAAAACAACAUCUUUACCAUUAUAUGAAAUUCCUGAAAAUCAACCAAUUAAUGAUAAUUUUAAUAAUAAAAUAUCAGAAAAUUUAUAUAAUCAAAAUGAUAUACCAAUAAAAAUAAAUGAAGAAGAUGAAGAAAAAAAAGAAAGUAUUAAAUAUAAUUUAACAUCACAACAAAUAAAAAAUCAAUCUAUAAAUGGUGAAAAAUUAUCACGUAAAUCAAGUGAAACAUAUUCUGAUUAUCUUAUAGAACAAAAAGGACAAGAAUUAUCAAUUACUCUUGAAAAAGAUCCUAAAGCUGGACUUGGAUUAACAUUAGUUGAUGGUAAAUGGAAUGGUGUUAAAGGUAUUUUUGUUAAAGCUGUUACACUUGGUGGUGCUGGUGAAAUAGGAGGUGUAUGUGUUGGUGAUAAAUUAAUUAGUGUUAAUGGUAUUACAUUACUUGGUAAAGAUAGGCAUGAUGCAGUUACUUAUGUUAAAGAAAGUAAUUAUUCUGUAACAUUAGGAAUUAUAAGAUAUGAUAAUUUAACAACACGUCAUGGUAAAGGUAUAACAACAUUAGGAAGACCACAAAGAAAAGAUUCUAAUUUAGAUUCGUUAUCACUUAGUAGUAAUGUUAUAAAAAAUACAACAAAUAUAUCAAAUGAUCCUAAUAUUAGUAAUAUAAAUAAAGAUCCCAUAACACCACCAACAAAAAAAAAACAAACAACAAAUGUAUUAAAUAUUCAUAAAAGAGUAAGAGCUGUUUCUGAUUUUGGUGCUAAGAGUGACAGAUUGCCAAUGUUUAAUACAGAUGAUAUUAUAAAUGAAUUACAAAAAAAUACUAAAAAUCCAUCAAGAUUAGAUCUUCAUAUGGAUUCAAGUGAUGAAGAAUUUGGUGCAGGUGAAUAUCAAGUACCAGCUACAUCAAUGUACAAAUAUCAUGAUUCAGAUAAUGAUGAUUAUGAUAAUGAAAAUUUUGAUAAAUUUAAUAUAAAUAAUAGUAAUCAAGGUUAUGGAUUAUAUAAUAAAUAUAAAAAAAGUAAUCAUACAGAUAAUGACCAAUUUGAUAAUAAAUCAUGGUCAUCAAAUAAUAUACCAAGGGCAGCUGUUCGAUCACUUGAUCAUCCACAAGUAACUAAUAAUGAUAUAAAUAAUGGAAAUGUACGUAAAAAUAAUUAUGAUAAUGGUAAUCAUUCUAAUUAUCAUGAAGAGAAUGGAAAUUUAAAAGAGAUGAUAAUUUAUAUAAAAAGAUCACCAACUGGUAGUUUAGGUUUAAAAAUUGCAACAGGAAUUGAGGGAGCUUAUAUUAAACAAAUAAAUGCUGAACCAGCUUUAUCAUCUGGAAUUAUGCCUAAUGAUAAAUUAAUUUCAAUAAAUAAUGUUUAUGUUCAUGGAAUGACUCACUCAGACAUAAUUGGUCUUUUAAGAGAUGGUGUUGAGAAAGUCGCAAUCAAAAUAUUAAGAGAUUUAACAGAAACAGGAGAGGAAGAAAUUAUUACUGUUAAAUUAAAUAAAAAAGAUAAUAUACCAUUAGGAUUAAGUUUAUCUAAAAAAACUGAUUCAGAAGGAUCAUUCAUUCGCCAUAUAGCUGAAGGAUCAGUAGCAUAUCUUGAGAAAUCUCUUAAAAUAGGAGAUCGUAUCUGGGAAGUAAAUGAUAUAUUUGUUGGUAAUGAAGGACCUAACAACGUUGGAGAGUUGUUAAAAACAAGUAAUGAUGAUUUGAAAAUAACUGUAAAAAGGAAAGUUGGCCAUUCAUCAAAUAUUAAUAAUUUUUAA
Molecule: messenger RNA, 4788 nt
Organism: Strongyloides ratti
Lineage: Eukaryota; Metazoa; Nematoda; Chromadorea; Rhabditida; Strongyloididae
Product: FERM domain and PDZ domain and KIND domain and Pleckstrin homology-like domain and FERM/acyl-CoA-binding protein, 3-helical bundle domain and FERM, N-terminal domain and FERM, C-terminal PH-like domain and FERM central domain and Band 4.1 domain and Band 4.1 family-containing protein
Exons: 2
Coding region: 1-4788 (1595 amino acids)
Cellular component (GO): cytoskeleton
Molecular function (GO): protein binding
Source: RefSeq, a predicted model, not a curated record